CAUGACUCACUAUGUAUGUAUUUAUGUAAGGUGCAUAACCACAUGACGCGUUUGAUUGGCUGGAUUAAACAAAUCCAGCCAAUUAGUUUUUUUCCUUUGGUCUUUUAAACAAGUACAUUCUGUAGAUGGAGGACUCUGAUGAUGAUGAAUGGGAAAUCACUUCAUCUCCCGUCACAAACAAGAAACGAGAGGAAAAGAAAAAACGACCUACCAUAUCCGCUGCUUCAAUUCGUACCAUAAGAGCCAAUCUACCUAAACCUAUACCAAUCCAUGUCGUGUCUGCACCUAUCACACCCGUUGCUUCACCUGCACCCAUACCACCGCCUGUAUCACUUACACCACCACCACCCACAACGCAUGUAUCACUUCAGUACAUCUCAGACGACGAACUUAAACACAUGUGUCAACAGAUGGAUUCUGAUUUAUUGAUGUUACGUCUUAUCCAUGUCUAUAAAAGUGCUGAUAUUUACCUCAAGAUUCGUGAGAUUGAAACACCUGGUUCAUUGAUUGAAGUUCGCCUUUGUCGUCAUUUACAUUACUGUCAAGAUCCUAGUGAUUUUAUUCUCAAUACAUUGUCUUCUUUAUCUAGCUAUUUCACUCAACAUUCAAGGAACAAGGAACUCUUGCCUAAAUUUCGUCGAUUGCUUUCUACCAAUCUAUGCACAGCCCUUGCCAAGUUUCUAGAUACACCUAUUGAUAAACAACGCGCUCAAUGUGCUCAAUUCUAUCAAGAGAUAAAAGAAGUGGAUUUAAUUUCAUUUGAAGAUCAAGCAACAUCGUCACUUGCUAAAGAAAUGGAUUUGAUAUCGUUUGAUGAGCAUCCUUUGAUUGAGCUACAUAAUUCCAGUGAAGAAGAGGAAGAAGAAGAGGAAGAGAGUGAAGAAGUGGCUGUGAUUACCAUUGAAGAUAUACUUGGUAUGCCUGCUGACUUUAUAGAGCGAUAUACACUUCGCCGUGAUAACCAAUUGAAGUUGAUUCAUAUGAUGGACAGUAUUUCUUGUCCUGUCAUUGUUUAUUAUGCUAUGGAUGUCUAUCGACUGCCAGAAUUGAUUGCCAAAGGAUGUGAAUUUGAAGCAGAAGGAGUCAAACUAUGUCGUAUUUUGAUCAAGCAUGCUUAUUAUGAUGAAGCAGUGACGAGUAUCCGUAAACUCGAUUUGUUUGCCUGCUUCUCAGUAGAGAGAACUGCAGAACAGUUCUUUACUGCAGGUUAUGGUGCUUAUCUGAUCACACUGUAUCAAGGUCAACCUGAUCUACAGAGACAACUAGUAUCGUAUAUCAACAAACAAUUGCGAUUUACCUAUGCUGGUAAUCUCGAUAUUGUGCCUGCUCAUCACUUUGAAGACCUAGCCACAGACAACAUACCUCAACUUUCUCGACUCAAGGAGCGCAAAUUCCAAAAGGAUCUUGUGGGAUGUGGUGCUAAACUAUUGAAAGAGAUAGGCUUGGAAGGAUCUGAACAAGAAGGCUAUUUUAUCCAUUUGUCUCAACGGUAUUCUUGUCUACGGUUCAUUCUGGCACAAAGAGCUAUUCAGCAAAUAGAAGAUAAUGAUACGUCGAUUGCUACCAGUUCCAAUUUCAAUGGUCUGAUUGAUCUUGUUUGUGAAAAUGAUCCUGUCAUGGCUCGAUUGGCGAUUAAAGAACUGAUUGAUAUGGGCGAUGCCAUUGCACCUGCUCAUUUUGCUUCUCUUUAUAAACAACAAGAGUUUUAUUGUCGAUACAAUGCAUUACCACUGAAUCAACGACUACUAGGCAUUGUCAAGGGUGAAAUCAUGUCACGUCAUCAAAGUACACUGACACCUAAAAAGACCAAGAAACUAGUGUGUUAUCCUUUUUAUCAGUUACCAGCCAAGGCUCAAUGUGUGGUUGUGGAUUCAAUUCAAACUUUGUUACAAAUGAAAGAUGUGUUAUCGACAUCCACUGUUUGUGGUUUAGAUACCGAAUGGGUACCUACAUUUGCUAAAACGACUGAUGUCAAGACAGCCUUGAUGCAGAUUGCAACAGAUAUUGAUGGAUUUGUAUUUUUAUUGGAUCUCAAAACAAUACUUGAACCUCAACAUACGCGACUACUUCAAUUGACAGAGAUCAUUUUAAGGCUUUUGUUUGAAGAUGAACAGAUUCUCAAACUAGCCUUUGAUUUUACGGGUGAUUUAGACUUGUUGCAUUUAUCCAUACCUUCUUCUAAGCAUUGGAAAAUGAACCACUUGCUAGACUUAAAGACAAUCAAAUCUAAGCAAGGCAGUGUUGUUACGGGUGGAUUGGCAGGUGUUGUGACUGAAUUCUUGGCGUGUUCUCUCAAUAAGCGACAACAACUGAGUAACUGGGAAAAAAGACCUCUUUCUGAAGAACAAAUUCUGUAUGGAGCAUGCGAUGCUUAUUGUUUGUUAGAUAUUUAUGAUGUUCUUUGUCAAAUCAAUCAUCCUAUUCUUUCUAAUAUCCAUCGCUCAUCCUAAAGAGCUUCAAAACUACAUAUAAAUAUAUAUAAAUAUAUAUAAAUAUAUAAAUUAAUUUAUUCUACUG
Gilbertella persicaria is the source of this 2517-nucleotide messenger RNA. RefSeq lists its product as uncharacterized. Gene Ontology annotation, biological process: nucleobase-containing compound metabolic process. Bases 126 to 2450 code for a protein of 774 amino acids. Gene Ontology annotation, molecular function: 3'-5' exonuclease activity; nucleic acid binding. Lineage: Eukaryota; Fungi; Mucoromycota; Mucoromycetes; Mucorales; Choanephoraceae. The transcript is spliced from 3 exons. The record is from RefSeq and is a predicted model, not a curated record.